Molecule: messenger RNA, 3264 nt
Organism: Exophiala mesophila
Lineage: Eukaryota; Fungi; Ascomycota; Eurotiomycetes; Chaetothyriales; Herpotrichiellaceae
Exons: 2
Coding region: 978-3086 (702 amino acids)
Biological process (GO): DNA-templated transcription; positive regulation of transcription by RNA polymerase II
Molecular function (GO): DNA-binding transcription factor activity, RNA polymerase II-specific; sequence-specific DNA binding; zinc ion binding
Source: RefSeq, a predicted model, not a curated record
GUCAAAUCUGAACUGGAAGGACCAAGUGCUGCUGCCCUGUCGUGACUGCCCAGUUUGCCGGUGCCUGCGACAUCUCCAAAAUGCCAACUCAGUAUCGUAUCUGCACCUUGUCCUUCGAAGCUAUCUUAUGUGUCUUAGACACUUACAGAAUGUUUACGAGAAGUUUACUCGAGGGCAUGAGCGGCCUUACUCCGUAGAGGUGAGUACGGACUUCGGACGUCCUAUUCUUGGCCAGACGUGGACCAGAUUGUUCAGAAGCGCAUAUGCAGCAGAACCAUGUUACGGGCUUCUAAUGGGGGCAUCGAGUCCCCCAUCCCCUAAUUUCCAACCAAACUUGUCCUUGAAAAGGCGUUGCCGAGGGCCAGUCGGGCUCCAUCUGGCUACAAUUGCCCCCUUGCCAUAGGCUGGAUGUUGGCCACUGGCUACUGCGUCACCACCCAUGGCCCAACAUGCGACAUAGGCGGGGAAUGUCAUCUUCGCCCUUGUUUUUUCAUUAUCGAUCUAUCAUCAAAAAACACCUCAAUGAGAUAAGAGACGACUGAGCUCUUAUCAAGGCUCGUACAACCUCAUCUUAUGAACUGAUGAUUACUGACUUGCUAGUCUCAGCACCCGCUACAGGCUCGCUCACACCUUGUGUACUCGUAUCACAGGUCCUCUGUUAUCGAAACAAGAAUACCCAUACGCUCCCGUAUCUAUCCUACCUACCUGGUCAGGUGUUUCAUGAUAACCGACCCUCCUCGCUGACGCCUUCUUCGCUUCCCCCCAUCCUCGAAACGGACACAUACAUACUUGGCUAGUCAUAUCCUCGGUGAUUUGACCACCGAACCCCCCACCAAAUCUCUCCAAGAAAUACAUCUUUCGACUACCAUUACCUCGUCGUCGCUGUCCAGGUCAGACGCCCAUCCACCUGAUCUCGGUUGGGAACAACCUUCGUCUCCUCGGCAUCGUGCCAUGGUCUGACUCCACUUCCCAACAUCAUGGCCGAGUGUCGCCGCUCUGUUCUGUCAUGCGCUCGGUGUCGGCGGCGCAAGAUCAAGUGCGACCGAGCCAUUCCUUGCGGCCAAUGUAUUUCUGCAAAGUCUGAUUGCACUGGGUUCAGCUCCAAGGAUCAAGAUCCAAACAUUCCUCGCAGCAUAGUCCAGCACUUAGAGGCAGAGAUUGCAAAGAUUGAAGGCGAACUCGCCCGCAAUGGCCAUCUUGAGGAACUCAAUGCCUCCGACAUCCUCGCUGGAAUGCCCACAAAUGACGGCAUUCCCCUCGAAGAACACGGCGCCGUACUUCCCAUCCUGGAUCUGCCCCAACUUGACGCAGAGUCGCCUAGAUUGUCUCUCGCUGUCGACAUUCCGCCUGCAGUACCUGACUCGCAGCGGGACACCUCUAGGGACGAAAUCAUGUCAUGCGGAGAAAUUCAAGCCAUGAUCUUCGCCAUCUUACCAACUGGACCCGGAGUCACUGAUCUUAUCGCUCGAGUCCGCAUGAGCCUGACUCCGUCGACCGCUGUUGCAUCCGGCUCACCACGCGAUGCCCGCAGGAAAUCAAUAUCACGGGCUAGCAACGAAGUCAGCUGUAACAUGCUCAAGUCGAUUCCUGUCGCCAUCCUACGAUCUCUUAUCAAGAAAUACAUGACUCGAGUAUAUCCCAUCUACCCAAUCCUCCAUGCGCCGACUCUAUGGAAGCAACUUGACAAUGUUGUAACCAAACUUCAAGAACUCCCCGAGCGCCAUCGCACCGUGCCACCCUCAUAUGAUUUUCUUAUUGUCUACCUAAUGUUGUCAAUCUCUGCUACUUUGGGCUCCUCCCGCACCGGUCACGAAGCCAAACACAUGGUCUUCUCGGGUAGUCUGUUUGAAGAAGGCAUCCAGCACCUUUCUGACAAAGCAAAGAUCCCCUCGGAUCUGGCGGGCAUUCAAGUCACGUUGAUGGUGCUUCAAUAUGCAUCCAUCAAUCCGCGCCUCGCCAAUGUUUGGAUGCUGACUGGCGCCGCAAUGCGGGCUUGUCUUGAGCUGGGCCUCCACCGGGAGGCCCCAGAGGCCCUCGCCUUUGACCAACUCACCCUAGACCUGCGACGCCGGGUGUUCUGGUCAGCAUAUAAUUUCGACCGCGCCAUCUGUUCAGCUUUGCAACGCCCUCUCAGCAUUCCUGAUCAGACUAUUGAUGCUCGAUUCCCUUCUAUCCUAGAUGAUCGACACAUUCAUCCCACGGGCAUUGAUCCCACUGGAACCGAGACGAAAAUUCACAUGCUUCGCUGGAUUCAUUUCCGAAGAUUACAGUCCACCAUGACAGAGGUCCAUUUCCAGGGCAAACCCCUGGAACAAGGCCAAACUUGGGAAGACUGGCUGACGGCCAUGGAACGGCGUCUCCAGGCCUGGUAUGAGGAUUACAACGACGGCCACGAACUCACCGAGUUUACAUUGGCACAUGGACUGACUAACCUUCAUCGUCCCUCCCCACGUGUCCCCAUGCCCGAGCCAAGGUCGUUGAUGGUGGCCUUCGAGGCCGCCUGCUCAUCAGCCAAAUUUCUGCGGGAUCACAUCCUCACGGGAUUCUACCGGCGUUCGUGGCUGAUUGCCCACCACGUAUUGGAGAAUAGCAUGGUUGUUCUCUUUUGUCUGCGUCACGGAUAUGACACUAUCAGUGGCCGGUUUAGUGCUCAGCAGAUUUUCGAAAUGACAAAGGUCUUUACCGCCAACUUUUUGGCCCUCGCCGCACAAGGGUGGAACGAGGUGAGCAAUUAUGCGGGGAUAUACGAGAGGCUGCUUGGGCCUUUACUGGAGUCGGUCUUCAGCAACCGCCCACCCUCUCUGGCGUCGUUCGGUCCAGCACAAGAUGCUGAACUGACGCGCCUUUUGUACCCCGGGCCUGCACAGCUUGACAAACUCCGGUUCGGUAGUCGGCCUGGUCACGGAGAUGGUGGGGUCAACAUGUUCGAUGUUGCAACCUUGAAUUGGGACGACUUCUCCAUGAGUGAUGGCAGAAGCGGGAGUGUUGACGGCUUUGUGGCGGGAUGGGACCUAUUUGAUCCGUCGAGCACAAUGAAUGGAGGCCGCAACUCCGCUGCUCAUGAUACUGUCUUUGGCAUGGCUUAGGUUGUGUGACGGAAAUACAUAACCUUUUAUCGAUCGUAAAAAGUUUGGCGCCCCUGAAGAUAUAGCAUGGAUAGCUGGUGCAAUUGAAAUUCUCUAGGUCAUUGUUAUAUGAAUACCUAAACACGUGUUCCAAGUUGGUAGUUUGUCUUCAGGCAAAGCCGUUGUCUGACCAUCAAUU